GUUGCUCCAUCGUCAGUGUGGCAAGAAGCAAGACAGGGAAUAACAGAAAAAAUGGCAAAUCCGUUUGAUUGGACAUUCACAUCCAGAUAUGCAGGAAGUGUUCAGAAUUGUAGUGUGAGUAUUGGGACAUUAUCUAUCUACCAGAUGAUUCUCAUUCGUAUGUUGCAGGUGGAGGCUAGUGACGAAAUGAUUGAUGUGGAGAGGCUGAAGCGUCAAGAACCAAUAGGAUUCUAUGCUCAAGUGACGCUGUAUGAAGAUGAACUAGCCGAUCAUGGCACAGCCCAGAUGUCUGUUCGUCUUCGCGUUAUGCCCAAUUUCUUUUUUGUGCUCAUGCGGUUUUAUCUGCGUAUAGACAGGGUUUUGGUCCGCGUUUGUGAUACUCGUCUGCUGGGAGAUAAUGGCAAAGACUACAUGGUUAGAGAAUGGAGCCUCCGUGAAGCAAAAGUAGCUGAUCUCGAACAUCUUGUAAGAGCUUCACUAGCAUGGUUGUUCCUCCUGUGCUUUGAGCUUAUACUCGGAGAGCAUUAUGGCCCGUUAACCGUUCUAACACAGCACGCCUACUCACUGCUUAUAUAUCGCUUCGCAAAAUUUCCAAGAAACACAAGCUAG
Messenger RNA from Strongylus vulgaris, 609 nucleotides. Lineage: Eukaryota; Metazoa; Nematoda; Chromadorea; Rhabditida; Strongylidae. The record is from the annotation of a GenBank genome assembly.